GCUGCAUUUUUAUGGAAUAAAAGGAGCACAUUUCAUUUGAGCUGAGAGGGUUUCUUUAACAAUUAAGUAGCUAAGUUUUGCUAAACUAUGGCCACAUCCUCCUCAGACUUUAAAGGGAAAGAUAAAAUGAGCUCCACUUCCUACAUUUUAUGCGGCUUUUCAGACGAUUAUGAGUCUUCUUGUGAUGACAAUUUUGAGGAAGCAAAGAAUACUGGUAUUGAGGUUAAGGUAAAGAUAUGUGAGGAUAAUGUUCUAUUGAAUAUUCACUGCAGGAAAAGCAAAGGAGUGCUGGUGAAGAUGCUGGGAGAGAUUGAGAGCCUGAAACUCUCUGUUAUUACUGCUCGUACCACUCCCUCUGAGGCUUCUGAGCUCGUUAUUACUGUCAACGCUCAGAUUGAAGAAGGGUUUUCUUUGACAGUGAAGGAACUUGUGAAGAAGUUAAAUGCAGCAUUAAGGCGGUUCAUUUCAAGGACUGAAUAAGAGCAAUUCUUGUUUGUUACUAGAGGACAAGUUCCCCCUUCCAUUUGCAGAUUUAUAUUCUCUGGAACAUGGCAUCGUGUUGACUUUAUGAUAAAAGCUUUCACUCUAAUUCGAUUUUGAGUGAUUUGGAGAUAUAUGCGCAAAGUUAUCUUAACAACAUCAAAAUGAGGUCAAGCUGGAGAACAUGAACCAUUUUAAAAGUUUCUUAGGAUAUUUAAUUAGUUAAAUGUGUCACUUAAUAACUCAAUGUCAUGUAAGUGUCUUAUAGACGGACGAAUUUCUCACUUUUGAAGAGUUGUUUCAAGAUAUAUAGUACGUACCCGGCCUAUCGAUCCAAUUAAAAGUAAGUUGUUGAUUUGAUUAAUAAUAAGCAUUCUGCUUUUAUCCUUACUGUAUA
Molecule: messenger RNA, 877 nt
Organism: Asparagus officinalis (garden asparagus)
Lineage: Eukaryota; Viridiplantae; Streptophyta; Magnoliopsida; Asparagales; Asparagaceae
Product: transcription factor bHLH18-like
Exons: 2
Coding region: 88-480 (130 amino acids)
Source: RefSeq, a predicted model, not a curated record